Glarea lozoyensis ATCC 20868 is the source of this 645-nucleotide messenger RNA. RefSeq lists its product as uncharacterized. Gene Ontology annotation, cellular component: membrane. Bases 1 to 645 code for a protein of 214 amino acids. Gene Ontology annotation, biological process: mitochondrial respiratory chain complex I assembly. The record is from RefSeq and is a predicted model, not a curated record. The transcript is spliced from 2 exons. Lineage: Eukaryota; Fungi; Ascomycota; Leotiomycetes; Helotiales; Helotiaceae.
AUGUCCUCCAAACCAUUCGGUCCUAUAAAGACAUUAUGGUUGAAAUGGAAAGCCCAGAAAUGGGUUCCAGGGAGGAAGAGAUUUUUAGUUGGCCUUGACCUUCACGGCAACACCUUCUGGGAAUUCCGCGACACUCUAAACUCUCACCAACACCGCAUGCGUCGAAUAGUACAAUAUCCCGGCCGAACCCACGCCUCCGACGUCAAAGUCAGUCCUCAAUGGAUGCAAUGGCUACGACAUACCCGUACCGACGCCCCCAGCAUAGCUGAGCAGAGCCAAGACGUGGUCAGACAGGCAAACCUAAAGAUUCUCGCUGCGCAAGCGGAUAAGCGGUGGAAUGAUAAAGCAAGUGUGCUUGAUGCGCCGGGGCAUGUCAGAGGGCAGCCGCUGCCGGCACUGGGGCUGGGGAUGGCUCAGAGUGAUAAGGCGACGGGGAAAUCGGAGGGGAGGACUAGUGUGGUUGAUGAUACAACGGAGCCAGAAAGUGUUGGGGAGGUUCCGGAUAGUGUGAAGGAGCAGGGGAAGAUGGAGGAAAAGAAAGUUAAAGAGGAGAAAGAUGAUCCGUGGAAGAGAGCACAGGGUAGCGCGGGUGAACAGUGGCAACCGCAGGCCUGGUCUGGUGGAAAGGCUGCUUCGAGGAGGUAA